Molecule: messenger RNA, 3695 nt
Organism: Camelina sativa (false flax)
Lineage: Eukaryota; Viridiplantae; Streptophyta; Magnoliopsida; Brassicales; Brassicaceae
Product: calmodulin-binding transcription activator 2
Biological process (GO): regulation of transcription by RNA polymerase II
Cellular component (GO): nucleus
Molecular function (GO): transcription coregulator activity; protein binding; double-stranded DNA binding
Source: RefSeq, a predicted model, not a curated record
CACCAUAUCGGCGCUUUCCUUCCGAUUUCCUCUUGCUCCCUCUCCCUCAAAAGACAAGAGAAAAGGAAAAAAAAAAAAUCAUCGAAUCGCUUUCACACCUGGAAAAGCUCGGAAAAAAUAAUUUAUACAGAGCUUAUUUUAGCUCACUUCUUACAUAACCCCAGAUCGAUUUAGGGUUCGUUUGAUUCAUCUGUGAUUGCGACAGCUAGAGAUCUCUGUCUGGUGUUUUUCUUGUUUUUGUUGGGUUUAUGUUCCAUGGCGGAUCGCGGAUCUUUCGGAUUUGCUCCUCGAUUAGAUAUCAAGCAGUUGCUGUCAGAAGCACAACACAGGUGGCUGAGACCUGCUGAGAUUUGUGAAAUUCUUCGGAAUCAUCAGAAGUUUCAUAUUGCCUCCGAACCUCCCAACCGACCACCCAGUGGUUCACUCUUUCUCUUUGAUAGGAAGGUGCUCAGAUAUUUCCGAAAAGAUGGGCACAACUGGAGGAAGAAGAAAGAUGGGAAAACGGUUAAAGAGGCUCACGAAAAGCUGAAGGUAGGAAGCAUUGAUGUGCUACAUUGUUACUACGCCCAUGGAGAAGAUAAUGAGAACUUCCAGAGGCGGUGCUACUGGAUGCUUGAACAGGAUCUGAUGCACAUUGUUUUUGUUCACUACUUGGAGGUUAAGGGUAACCGGAUGAGUACCGGUGGAACUAAAGAAAACCAUUCAAAUUCGUUGAGUGGCACCGGCUCUGUAAAUGUUGAUUCAACAGCAACCCGAUCCAGCAUAUUGUCACCAUUAUGUGAAGAUGCUGAUUCUGGGGAUAGUCGUCAAGCAAGUUCCAGUUUGCAACCAAAUCCUGAACCUCAAACUGUUGUUCCUCAGAUAAUACAUCAUCAGAAUGCUAGCACAAUGAAUUCUUAUAAUACCGCCUCUGUUUUGGGAAAUCCAGAUGGUUGGACGUCAGCUCCUGGCAUUGGAGUUGUUUCGCAGGUUCAUGGGAACAGAGUAAAAGAAAGUGACUCCCAAAGAUCAGGUGAUGUCCCAGCAUGGGACGCUUCCUUUGAGAAUUCAUUGGCAAGAUACCAGAAUCUACCUUAUAAUGCUCCGUUGACUCAGACACAGCCUCUUCAAAAUCAAGUAAAUUGGCAGGAAAGCGUGCCAUUGCAAAAAUGGCCCAUGGAUUCGCAUUCUGGUAUGACUGAUACUACUGAUCUUGCCUUAGUUGGGCAAAGAGGACAUGAAAAUUUCGGGACAUUUUCCAGUCUUCUUGGCAGUCAAAAUCAGCAGCCUAGUAGUUUUCAAGCUCCUUUUACUAAUAAUGAAGCAGCAUAUAUACCUAAAUUAGGCCCGGAGGAUCUUAUAUAUGAAGCAAGUGCAAACCAAACGCUACCUCUUAGAAAAGCAUUGUUAAAAAAAGAGGAUAGUUUGAAAAAGGUUGACAGCUUUUCUCGGUGGGUUAGUAAAGAACUUGGGGAGAUGGAGGACUUGCAGAUGCAGUCUUCAUCUGGAGGUAUUGCAUGGACUUCUGUUGAAUGUGAAACUGCAGCAGCUGGGUCUUCCUUAAGUCCUUCUCUGUCCGAGGAUCAGCGCUUCACUAUGAUCGACUUUUGGCCCAAAUGGACUCAGACAGACUCAGAAGUUGAGGUAAUGGUUAUUGGGACAUUUCUGUUGAGUCCUCAGGAAGUAACUAGCUACAGCUGGUCAUGCAUGUUUGGAGAAGUGGAGGUUCCAGCUGAGAUUUUAGUAGAUGGUGUUCUUUGUUGUCACGCUCCGCCACAUGAAGUCGGUCGAGUCCCAUUCUAUAUUACAUGUUCUGACAGAUUCUCUAGCAGUGAAGUACGAGAAUUCGAUUUCCUUCCUGGGUCUACCAGAAAGUUAAAUGCUACUGACAUUUAUGGUGCCAAUACAAUAGAAGCAUCACUUCAUUUGCGAUUUGAAAGUUUGCUGGCACUCAGAUCUUCUGUUCAGGAACACCAUAUAUUUGAAAAUGUUGGGGAGAAACGAAGAAAAAUCAGCAAAAUCAUGUUGCUGAAGGAUGAAAAAGAGUCGUUUCUUCCCGGAACAAUUGAGAAAGAUUUAACAGAGGUGGAAGCAAAAGAGCGACUGAUUAGGGAAGAGUUUGAAGAUAAAUUAUAUCUGUGGCUCAUCCAUAAGGUGACUGAAGAGGGCAAGGGUCCGAAUAUAUUAGAUGAAGAUGGACAGGGUGUUCUACAUCUUGCCGCAGCGCUUGGGUACGAUUGGGGGAUAAAGCCAAUAUUAGCAGCAGGAGUGAGCAUCAACUUCCGCGAUGCAAAUGGGUGGUCUGCUCUUCAUUGGGCUGCAUUCAGUGGCAGAGAGGAUACUGUCGCUGUACUUGUCUCUCUGGGUGCUGAUGCUGGAGCUUUGGCGGACCCAUCUCCAGAGCAUCCUUUGGGUAAAACAGCUGCGGACUUGGCUUAUGGAAAUGGACAUAGGGGAAUAUCGGGUUUCCUUGCAGAGUCAUCCCUCACUAGCUACCUUGAAAAGCUAACAGUGGACGCUAAAGAAAACAGCUCCGCUGACUCCUCUGGAGCAAAAGCUGUUCUAACAGUAGCUGAGCGAACAGCUACGCCUAUGAGUUAUGGUGAUGUACCAGAAACACUUUCGAUGAAGGAUUCACUUACUGCUGUCCUUAAUGCUACACAAGCAGCUGAUCGUCUUCAUCAAGUGUUCAGGAUGCAGUCGUUCCAGCGGAAACAGCUCUCUGAACUUGGUGGUGACAACGAAUUUGAUAUAUCCGACGAGUUAGCUGUUUCUUUUGCAGCUGCGAAGACUAAGAAGCCAGGGCACAGUAAUGGUGCUGUUCAUGCUGCUGCAGUUCAAAUCCAGAAAAAAUAUCGUGGUUGGAAGAAGAGAAAGGAGUUCCUUCUGAUCCGACAAAGAAUCGUCAAGAUUCAGGCUCAUGUGAGAGGGCAUCAAGUCCGGAAACAAUACCGAGCCAUUAUUUGGUCCGUAGGAUUACUUGAGAAAAUCAUAUUGCGAUGGAGGCGUAAAGGUAGUGGCUUACGCGGUUUCAAACGGGAUACAAUCACCAAGCCAGCGGAACCUGUAUGUCCUGCCCCACAAGAAGAUGACUAUGAUUUUCUCAAGGAAGGAAGGAAACAAACAGAGGAAAGGCUUCAAAAGGCUCUAACCCGAGUGAAGUCUAUGGCUCAAUAUCCAGAGGCAAGGGCUCAAUACCGUAGACUAUUGACUGUCGUAGAAGGCUUCCGUGAGAACGAGGCUUCUUCUUCUAGCUCAGCAUUGAAAAACAACAAUAGCAACACAGAGGAAGCUGCAAAUUACAACGAGGAAGACGAUUUAAUCGACAUUGAUUCUCUUCUGGAUGACGACAGUUUCAUGUCUCUUGCAUUUGAAUAAAAGAUCACUGCAACUGAGGGUAAAAAAACUCGUACAUAAAAAAAAAAAAAACAUCCCUCUGGUAUACACAACAUCGUCAACAACAAUGCUUUCUAACAUUUUAUGUUUAGGUUUCCAUGUAAAUACAUACAGCUGGAAUAGAAAUCUCUCUACAUAGCUUGUGUUGAGAGUGACGGAUUUUAUUGUUUUAGUUUGGGGGGGUUUGGUCCGGGAUAUAGAGACUUGUUCUUUUUUUUUUUUCAGUUGUAUGUAAUGUUACCUAUAGAUUCCUGUCGCCUAGGAAAAAAUGCCUUUUGUACACAAACCAGUUGGGUUAUUUUACAUUGUUUACAUGGUGA